AUGGCACUUUUAGUUUUUAUUCUUUUCUUAAUCACAAUUCUUGUGACUUGGUAUCAAAGGAAAUUUUAUCGAAGAAAUGCUUUGCUUGCUAAAAUUCCUGGUUAUAAAUCAUAUCCAAUUGUUGGUAGCAACUUAGCACUUAUUGGAAAAUCAGCGAGUGAAAUAUUCGAAAUUUUUCAAGAAGCUUCAGAGAAAUUAGGACCUGUUUGGAGACUUGACUUGAAUCCCUUCACAACUGUCGUAUUUACUAGCGAUGUUAAGAUGAUUGAGUCGCUUUUAUCAAGUCAAAAGCUGCACGAUAAAGGAAACGGAUACAAUUUUGUGAGAGGAUGGCUUCAAGAAGGUCUUCUGUUAUCAACUGGAAAGAAAUGGCAUCAAAGACGACGAAUUAUUACACCAGCUUUCCAUUUUAAUAUUCUUCAACAAUUCGUUGAAAUUAUGGACCAUCAUGGACAGAUUUGUGUAUCGAAUUUAAAGAAGUUUGAUGGUCAAGAAAUUGACUUUUUCUCAAGAAUUUCACUCUACGCACUCGACGUUAUUUGUGAAUCAGCGAUGGGUUGCAAAAUAAACGCUCAAAAGAACUCUGAAUCGGAAUACAUAAAAGCUGUAAAAGAAAUUGCCAACAUUAUAUUUUUACGGACGUUUAAUCAAUUUAAACGAAUCGACUUCUUAUAUCAGUUCACUGAGAUGUACCAACGAGAACAAAAAGCACUAAAAGUUCUUCAUAAUUUUACUGAUUCUGUGAUUGUUUCACGACGAAAAGAAUUAGAAAGUACAAGUCAUGCAGAUAAUAAUGAAAAUGAAAUCGAUUUUGGGAUCAAGAAACGUAAAGCUUUCCUUGAUCUCUUGCUUCAAUCAACCAUCGAUGGAAAUCCUUUAACCAACUCAGAUAUUCGUGAAGAAGUUGACACUUUUAUGUUUGGGGGUCAUGACACAACAACAACAAGUGCAACUUGUUUCACAUUAUACAACCUGGCAAAGUAUCCUGAAAUUCAAGAAAAGGUUUUCGAAGAAUGCAAAACGACUCUUGGAGAUGAUUUACAACAACCAGUGACCAUUCAUGACCUCAAUAAUUUACACUACCUUGAAUUGACAAUUAAGGAAACAUUAAGAUUGUAUCCAUCAGUUCCGUGCUAUGGUCGAAAUAUAAAGGAAGACGUCACUAUUGGACACCUGACAAUCCCUAAAAAUACAAACGUGAAUGUUGCGGCUUUCUUUUUGGGAAGAAAUCCCGACCUUUUCUUAGAUCCAUUGAAGUUCGACCCUCUAAGUUUUGAUGCAGAAACCAACAAUGAAAAGAACAAUUCUUAUGCUUAUGUUCCUUCCAGUGCUGGCAUUGGACAAAAGUUUGCGAUGUUGGAAAUGAAAAGUAUCGUUGCUAAAAUAAUCAGAAACUUUAAGUUAUCAGUCACCAAGGAGAAUGAGAAACUGGAAUUAAUUGCGGAGCUUGUGUUGAGACCAGUGAAUGGUGUCAAACUUAGAGUUCAAAAAAGGAACAACGAUUGA
This is a messenger RNA of Clunio marinus, 1506 nucleotides long. The record is from the annotation of a GenBank genome assembly. Lineage: Eukaryota; Metazoa; Arthropoda; Insecta; Diptera; Chironomidae.